GUAGACUUCACUUGGAGGCUUCGGGAUCCUCAUGGGCCGAUGCUCCGGUGAUGGCGGGCGCAAGCGCCGCAAGCCAGGUGCUGAGGCGCCUGUUCCUGGUGACCUCCCCGGGCCUCGAGCGCGGACUGGAGCGGGAGCUGCAAGUGCUGGGCGUGCCGGGACGCUUCGAGCGCCUGCCUGGAGGCGUGGCAGCGGUGGGCACGGCGGAGACGCUGUGGCGGUCGGCGCUGCAGAGCCGACUGGCGGAGCUGGUCUUGGUGCGGGUGGGGGAGCCCUUCCACGCUCCCGACACGCGCUCCCUGGACGAGGGGCUGCGGCGCCUGCCGUGGCAAGACUACCUCACGGAGGAGGCACCAGAGAGCGUGCCCAUCAUCAAAGUCUCCACAGAGAAGAGUCGGCUCUACCACACCAAGCUGCUGGAAAACCACACUGCCCAGUCCAUCCGGGCUGCACGUCUACCGCCCAGGCCGUUUGCGCAGGCCGACAAGGCGGCGCCAGAGGUGCGCGUGCGGCUGCGGCACAACCAGUGCCAGGUGAGUGUCGCCGCCACGGGUCUGAUGCACAAGCGAGGCGCCCGCAAGGCGGUGGGCGAGGCAUCCCUGCGGGAAACCUUGGCAGCUGCUUGCGUCUUGGCUUCCCCGCUGCUGCGGCGCCUUACAGCGGCCCAGCACAACGAUGAGGAGCUGGUGCUCUGGGACCCUUUCUGCGGCUCUGGGGCCGUGCUGCUGGAGGCCCUGGAAAUCGCGCUGGGGGAGAUCUGCGGGAACGUGGAGCGGCACUACCCCUUCAUGUCCUUCCCCUGUCACGACCACGAGGACUUCCAACGCUUCGCGGAAACCUUGCAGCCGCGGCCUCACGCCGCGGUGUCCAAGCUGACGUUAAUCGGCAGCGACGCCUCAGAGGAGCAGUUGGAGCGCUGCAAGCGGAAUUUACGCCGCUGCCUGCGUCGCCUGGCAAUUUUGCAGGAGAAGGCGCCGGAGCUUCCGGAGCUGCUCGAGAAGCUGCCCUGCAAGGUGCAGCUGCUGCGGGCGCCUGUGUCCAGGGCGGUGCAGCAGCUCCAAGGCGGGGCUGGGGUGCCAGUUGCAGAACUGGGAUACAGUUCCGGCAGAGCUCCCCAAGAAGGGAAGCCUGUUUCGGUGGAUGCAUGUUUCAAUGCUGAGACUGGGACUUCGACGCUCGAGAAUCUUCAUAGUGAGAGCCCGGUCCCCGGCCAGAUGCAAAUAGUGCUGCUUCAGACUUCGCACUUUGCCAGCCAGAAAUACCACAAUGCAGAUAUCCACUUGAGCCCUGAUGACCAGAAGCGUGGGAAAUGA
This is a messenger RNA of Effrenium voratum, 1313 nucleotides long. NCBI's taxonomy places the organism in Eukaryota, Dinophyceae, Suessiales, Symbiodiniaceae. The record is from the annotation of a GenBank genome assembly.